Molecule: messenger RNA, 517 nt
Organism: Trichoplusia ni (cabbage looper)
Lineage: Eukaryota; Metazoa; Arthropoda; Insecta; Lepidoptera; Noctuidae
Exons: 3
Coding region: 149-451 (100 amino acids)
Source: RefSeq, a predicted model, not a curated record
AUGAUAAAGUCUACAUAUUUAUUAUGACUGUCCACUUGAUCCCCAAAAAAGCAAAUAGAUUGAAGUUUCCGUGGCGUUCGCAUAUUAAUUAAGUACGACUGUCAAAAAAUAAUUUACAUGUCAUUGAGUUUAUACAAAGUCGUGCAUAAUGAUCACAAAGAUAACUGGAUUUCGAUAUAAUAUUCCUAUAAUUAUUGCUCGUAGACAUAUUGGAAAACCGCCUCGAUGUGACGCUCACAUGAACGAGCUACCCGUACCCUGCGGGCCUUGGGAACCGUGGUACAGUGACAAACAGAGCAGAUACAAUAAGCUUUUAGUGGGAGGCGUACUGUGGUUUGUGUUCUCCUUGGGAAUGAUGAUAUACACCGACAGCAUAUAUUUAAACUGGGCGCCGCCAGCGCAACCUGGACCUCCUAGCGACAUGGUUGAGGAGUGUGAGGACGACGUUUAAUGUCGACUUACUGCUAAUUUAAUUGUUAUGAUUUAACUACAUUAUAAUAUUUGGUUUUUAUAUAGA